GUAUGGGGCUUCCCGCACGAAACACAUGGCUUUCUCUUCCGGUCUGCAUUCAACAUGACCAAAAAAAGGCGUAAUAACGGACGCAGCAAGAAAGGCAGGGGCCACACCAACCCUGUUCGCUGCACCAACUGUGCCCGCUGUGUGCCCAAAGACAAGGCCAUCAAGAAGUUUGUGAUUAGAAACAUAGUGGAGGCAGCAGCUGUCCGUGAUAUUACUGAUGCCAGUGUAUAUGAAGUGUAUCCCCUGCCUAAGCUGUACGCCAAGCUUCACUACUGUGUUAGCUGUGCUAUUCACUCUAAGGUAGUGAGGAACAGAUCCAGGGAGGCUAGGAAAGACAGAACACCUCCACCAAGGUUCAGGCCUGGCAUGAGAGUUUGAUCAG
Lingula anatina is the source of this 382-nucleotide messenger RNA. Its product is annotated as small ribosomal subunit protein eS26. Gene Ontology annotation, molecular function: mRNA binding; structural constituent of ribosome. Gene Ontology annotation, biological process: translation. Gene Ontology annotation, cellular component: ribosome; cytosolic small ribosomal subunit. The record is from RefSeq and is a predicted model, not a curated record. Lineage: Eukaryota; Metazoa; Brachiopoda; Lingulata; Lingulida; Lingulidae.